AUGGCAAAACAUGGUUAUCAUUUUUUUUGGGGGUUAAAAGUAUCGCAAAACCAGCUUCAGUAUGCCCUCUUAAACGUGGCAUUAGCUGUGUCACAUACACCGUCGUCGUCCACGGCAAGCGAGCACCCGCACCCGCACCCCUGGCCGGCUCCCGGCGGGUACUUCCCAGCCGCGUACCCCGUGCCCGUCCCGCUGCCCGUGUACUACCCGCUGUACCAGCCGCCCCCGCCGGCGUACUACCCCUCGCCCUACCCUGGCCACGCACACCCGCCCCAAGCGCACCCGCCUCAGGCGCACCCGUCCCAGCCGUACCCGCAGCGUCCUCCGCGGGACGAUGCAUACGACGACGAGGACGACCCUCCGCCGCGCCGACGACGCCGACGCCGGCGGCGCCCCCGCAAGCGCACCAAGCUUGUGAACAUCCACUACCACAUCUACGAAACCCUCCCGGACGCCGACUGCCGCCCUCUACAGGACCAGUCGGGCGGCAGCACCGACCCGUGCUGCGAGUCUCAUUGGGCGCGCACCCGUUGUCCGGACCCCUGCACCGAGUCGAAAAACUCCGACCCCCGCUCGGACAAUCACUACCCUGACACGGACGAUCACUAUGCCUCUUCGGAUAUUCUCUACGGGCACUCGGAUAAGCACUUCACGUCCUCGGAUAAUCACUACGCCCCCUCCGAUAAUCACUACGCUUCCUCGGAUAAUAAUCACUACCCCCAAUCGAUCAGCAGCAGCAGCCCCCACUCCGCCAGUCACUUCCCCGAAUCGAGUAGCCACCACCCUGGCUCAGAUAACUACCACGCCCCCUCGGAUAAUCACUACGCCCCCUCGGACAAUCACUACGCUCACUCGGAUGAUCACUACCCCAAACCGAACAGCCACUACUCCCAAUCGAAUGAUCACAAGCCUCACUCGGAAAAGACCAACCCCCACUCGAACAGCCACUACUCCCACUCGGAAAAUCACUACCCUCACUCGGAUACGUCACCUUCGCUUAAAAGCGACCCCCACCCGGAUGUUCGAUGCCCCUACCCACCUCGACCACAACCCUUUCCAGUCGAUGCUAAUGCACCCCGUCGUCCUGCUUGCAGCACUCACACCAUCAUCCACGUCCCCACGCGCGUGCACACCGUCCACCACCACCACGUCAAGAAGAUCAAGGUCCCCGUGUACGUGCAGCACAAGCACACGCACGUGCACCACUCCAAGCCCAAGAAGUCGACCCACGUCCGCUACCACCACGAGGACGACCACCACGACGAGGUCGAGGAGUACGAGGACGCCGACGUGCACUCGACCUCGUGGCACUCGCGGAAGGACGGGUCGGCCGAGGACGACCACCACGAGGACGCCUUCGAGCACUACGACGACCACCCGUACCUCGACAGCCUGGAGAACGGCAACGACUUCGAGGACAGUGACGGCCGUCACUACUGAGGGCCAGGAUGGGGCCGCCCCCGCCGGGGCACACCACCGACACCCACCAAAGAUAAAGGUUCUCAGACCCGGGACGUCCCGGACGACGAGGAGCCUUCCUUCCCACCAACUACUAGACUCGCAUCUGAUGCCGUCCGCGACCACCACCAAGGCGGCCGGUGAGGAGUCGUCGGCUGGCCGUCGACAGCUGCGUGAAGAACAAAACGUCGUCGGCGAGCAGAAGCGCGCUGCCUGCAAGACGAGGACGAGGGGACAGCCCCCCCCCCCUUGAGCAGCACCGAACCACAACAGGAGCGUAAAUAAUUUAUAACAAGUUAAAGCUAAGAAUGGUGCCCAAUAACGCCCCCCCCCCCCCGCGCAUAUCAGUGAGGACACUGCGCACGGCCGCGUGACUCCAGUCAGUAUGAAUGUGAAACCGAGAGCGUCAAAUCCAAAAUGUGAAUAUCGAUAUCGUGCGAUUUGUAAAUAUACGUGAGUGCGCAUGAUGACUGUUAAAUAAUAAUGAUGAUAAUAAAACCCCACUUGCCAUUUUGUAA
Molecule: messenger RNA, 1976 nt
Organism: Frankliniella occidentalis (western flower thrips)
Lineage: Eukaryota; Metazoa; Arthropoda; Insecta; Thysanoptera; Thripidae
Product: histidine-rich glycoprotein-like
Exons: 3
Coding region: 1-1440 (479 amino acids)
Source: RefSeq, a predicted model, not a curated record